CUCAUUAAGUGACCUUUCUAGAAGUGCUUUAUUGUAGCCUUAUUGUAGCCUCCAGGCGUGUUAUUUUGUGAGAAAAUAUCUACCUAGCAGUAAAAGAGGUGGAUACAUCUGGUUGUAGCACCAAAUCUGGUUGUUCAGACUGACUAGGAAUGUAAAGUUACCACAAACACCCAACAAGGCAUUUGGAGAUCAAUUCCACGUUGAUGGCAGUUCUGUUUGCAGACACUGCAAUCUGGAUUCCUUAGCUUAACUGCUUUUGGGUGAAAGUAAAACACAGAGGUUUGGGAAGGUAAAUGGAGUAAAAAUGAAUUUGAAACUGUUAUGAUGGCUCCCCAGCAUUGCCUGUAGGAGAGCUGGUUGGUUUCUGGUCUGCUGUGUGUGCAACAAGCAGAAUAUUCUGCUAGGAUGCAGGAAUCUUCGUCGGUGAUUUAGUAUAGGAAAGAUGUAUCUGUAGAUCUUUGAGCUUCUCCUUCAAAUAAAUAAACAUUAGAUGAUUUGUUCUCUAUUCAAGCUAAGUAUCAGUGUCAUUUCUUAAGUAUCAGUUUGCUUUUAUGUUGAAUAUAAACAGCAGCACUACUGAAUCCCUUUGAUUCCUGUUCUUGUGCGACUGUCUGAUUACUUGUAACGCAGCAGCCUUAUUGUUAAUUAACUAUUUGUGUAAGAAUAUAUAUCUGUAGCUGUUGGUGUCAAUAAGUAUCGCGUGGGGUCGUGCACUCAGUUAUGUUCCAACUCUGUUCGGGUGUCUGUUGAACACAACUUGGUGAACAAUGAAUUUCUUUACUCCAGAGCAGCCUCCGGGUGACUCUAGGAGAAAAGUAAGUGGCGUUUGCAGGCUGUGGUGCUGUGGUUCAUUGCAUGGAGAUUAUCCUUGUGGAAGUUUGAUAUAUAUACAUUUUUCUUUUUACCUUGGUUCUAGUCCUUCAUCUCUAUACAUAAGUGUGGAGAUGGGUUUCACCCUGGCACGGAGGUUUUGGUGUAUGGUUUGCAAACUUGGUGACUGGUCUGGAAGUCGGAACUUCUUCUCUUGGAUUAGUGGUAGGGGUUGGUCCCCCACCCACCCACCUGAGUUUUGGGAUUAUGAAGAUCUCAUUUUGAGCGAUGCUGAUCUCUGAACUGUUUCAGAAUAAAUGGAAGCAGUCAGCUUGCAAGACUUCUGAAAACAGCCCUCAUUUAUUAUUAUUUUGUCAUUCUGAGCCACGUUCCCUUCUGAACACGUAGAUUUUGAUUUCCUUUAUUUCCUCUGGAGAGCAGUUACAUCAGUAACGUGUAAUUUUUGGUCUGAGCUGACUUGACCUCCUGUUGCGUGGUCGUCUUCAGAGCCAAUUCUCUGCACACACACAGAGCUUUGCCUCCUAGAAAUUGAAGCCAUUUGUGAACGUGGAAUUUCUGCUCCAAACCAUACAGCCAAACAGAGCUGCUGAGAACUUUGCCUUUGCUUUUUGUUCUGCAGACCCUGAUGACACACAGCGCCAUUCAUGAUGAGCAGUGCUCAGAGAAUAACAUACUUUAUGGCAAGAUAUAUCUCUGAAUUGCUGCCCACCUGCUCACACCACGUUUGUAGAUCUGUGCAGCUGUUGCUUUAGUUCAAGCUAAUUACUAACAGGAAUUAAGUGUGAUUUGAUUGUAACUGUGUCAGUUCAGGCUGCUGCUAAUUAAUUUUGUGUCACUAUCUGUAAUUUACUGGCACAAACAAAGCUGAAAAUACACAGCACAUGGAAUGUUUCAUGUAAAGUGAUGCAGAUUCACACCUUAUGCUAUCCUGGGAGAGCACUGAGCUGAGCAUCUGUAUUGCUUCUGUUAAAGUACUCAGAUUUUUGGACACAGAAGGGGUGCUGGUGAUUAUUUUUGUGCUUACAGCUAAAUGAAACUUUCUUUUCCUCACAUGGUUCUACAGAAAGGCAAACAGUGGGGGAAGGGACUGGAUGGGAUGAAGGAAUAAGGAGGUGAUGAGGCAGCAGAACAAAAACAACGUUCCCCCUUUCUGCUUCAGAUGAAUGUGAUUUGGCAAAGGCAGAUCUUUGCUAGCAUCACACAGCUCACUUUCACGUGGCAUUUAUAACAGCAGUUAUCUCAGAUCAGUUUCAUCAAACUUAUUUCCAGUUACAACCUGAUCAAUGAGGCUGAAAGCUGUCUAUUCAUGAAAGUCAUGCCAUAAAGCAAGUUACAUGUGACUUCAUUUUGCAGCUGCUUUUGCUUUUAACCAUACACCAAAAGCUGUCCUGUGUGAAACCACCAAGGAGUGGUUUUUUGUUUUGGUUGUUUUUUUUUUGCAGUAUUUCAUAAGUGACAUUUCAGUUUAACUUUCUUUUUUUCCAACUCUUAUCCCAUGUUGAUAAUUUUCUGGUGGAGCUCCUUUUGCAUUAACUCUCAGCUAUUGGUCACUGCUAACAUGAGGACAGACAAAUGAGGCGAGCUCCGAGUCGAUAGCUUCAUCCCAUAAAAGGGACACCAUGAGCAACUUCCUGCCAGACAGCAGCUGUUACGAGUUGCUCACUAUCAUAGGCAGAGGCUUUGAAGACUUGAUGGUUGUAAACCUGGCCAGGUAUAAACCCUCAGGGGAGUAUGUCACAGUCAGAAGAGUUAACCUGGAAGCCUGCACCAAUGAAAUGGUCACAUUCUUGCAGGGGGAGCUUCAUGUUUCCAAGCUCUUCAACCACCCUAACAUUGUGCCAUACAAAGCAACGUUCAUAGCUGACAAUGAGCUGUGGGUAGUGACAUCUUUCAUGGCCUAUGGUUCUGCAAAAGAUCUAAUCUGUACCCAUUUUAUGGAUGGGAUGAGUGAAUUGGCUAUUGCAUAUAUUCUCCAAGGAGUAUUGAAAGCACUUGACUACAUCCACCAUAUGGGCUAUGUACAUAGGAGUGUGAAAGCCAGCCAUAUCCUCAUUUCUGUAGAUGGGAAGGUGUACCUCUCUGGUCUGAGAAGUAACCUGAGUAUGAUUAACCAUGGGCAGCGCCUCAAAGUCGUUCAUGACUUUCCCAAAUACAGCAUCAAAGUCCUACCUUGGCUCAGCCCUGAAGUCUUGCAGCAGAAUCUUCAGGGAUAUGAUGCAAAAUCUGACAUCUACAGCAUAGGGAUAACAGCUUGUGAGCUGGCAAAUGGACAUGUACCAUUUAAAGACAUGCCUUCCACUCAGAUGCUCUUGGAAAAGCUGAAUGGAACUGUUCCCUGCCUGCUAGACACCACCACAAUUCCUGCUGAUGAGCUGACUAUGAAAACCUCUCGUUCAAGUGCAAACUAUGGGCUGGGUGAGAGCAUGGCUGUUAGCAAUGUGAGAGCAGCCAACGGAGAGUCAACCCUGCACCCUUAUCUCCGGACCUUCUCCAACUGCUUCCAUAACUUCGUAGCACAGUGCCUUCAGCGGAAUCCAGACUUCAGGCCAAGUGCAGGUGCUCUGCUUAAUCAUCCCUUUUUCAAGCAGAUCAAGCGCCGUGCUUCUGAAGCGCUCCCUGAGCUGCUGCGCCCCGUCACUCCCAUCACUAACUUUGAAGGAACUCGGCCCCAGGAUCCCAGUGGCAUUUUUGGGCUGGUGUCAAACCUGGAGCAGCUGGAUGUGGAUGACUGGGAAUUCUAGAAAAACAAGAGACUAUAUUUGGUUCUGGAGGAGCUUUCUGGACGCUGUAAUUUAUUGUUCCUGUUCAUAAAAGGUGAUGAAUGUUACACGUAGAAGAGUUUACAGGUCCUUGGGAAGGAACUUCAGCUGCCUGUUUACUUGGAAAGAAGCCUGGAAACAAACGGACAGACCAGAGCUGUGGAGUGUUCUGGUUGGUGCAGUGCCCCAUAUCCCAGUUCUUUCAGCUGAGCACCAGGAGAACACUGCAAUGGAUGGAGUGAAUCUGUUCAGUUAUGGUCUCUUUCCCUGUGUUUCUAAAAACGAGUGGCUUCCUUGUAUUGCAGGUGAAGGCUACAUGACUCUAUUUUUUUUUUUUUUUUUAAUUUUUUUAAAGGGUGCCUUAGAGUUAAGAAGGGGAGGAAAGCAGUUCUUAGUUUGGGGCAUUUUCUUAGAGCUAGUCAGAUUUAUGUUACAGUGUUGUUACUGGGUAACUUCUGAGGGUGGGAAAAGGAGUGCAUUCUUAAGCUUGGUCACUUCUUUAUGGGGAAAACAAGAAACAGGAGAUGACCUGAUGCUGGCCUGGGCACAUUCACUGCACUGGGCGUUCCUCUGCAGUCCUGAGCUGUGCUCCAGUUCUGGAGAGAGCUUUUAAGACUCCUCUCAGCUGAUGCUGCGUGCUCUGAGCUCCGGGUCGGAUGGCAUCCCCACCUCUCCUCCCGUGGCUGCCUGGGUCACCAAAUUCUAGUGCAUGUAAUUCUGUGCAUGUACCAGCUUUUCAAACCUCCCAGAGCACAUCCAGCUCAGCCCUCUGUUAGCUGGGCUGCUUUCACAGCAUGAAAUAUUCAUACCAGCCUGUUCUCAGUGACUUGGCAUGAAGGAAAAGUAAUUUUUACACCAACUCCUCUUAUUCACAACACCUCUUUGAAUGUUAUGUACAGAAUGAUCUUAAGCCCUCUCUUACUAUUGCUGUACCAUCAUCCCUGAAUGAAUGACAGAUUUGAAAAAAAUCCUUUGCUUGCUUUUCACACAGCUUCCCUUGAUCCCUGGCUGUGGCAGCUCUCCCCCAGCCCACAGCAUUUGGUUUUGGAGGUGUGUUUAAGGCUUUCACUUUGACCUUUCCAAGGACCGUGGGUGCUGGAGCUCUUUCUGUUCUUCAAAUGAAGCACUGAGACUCCAAUCCUGUACGUGUGACUGAUGGGAGAGUGGUGCUGACAACAGGUCUUUCUUGUGUUUGUAAACUACUUGAACCCAGAUAAAGUUUGUUACUCUAGUUUUUUGCCAAAACAAAUAAAAUAUUUCUGAAGUUUGUAA
Centrocercus urophasianus (Greater sage-grouse) is the source of this 4862-nucleotide messenger RNA. It is a transcript of the gene STRADA, whose product is annotated as STE20 related adaptor alpha. The transcript is spliced from 10 exons. Bases 2451 to 3572 code for a protein of 373 amino acids. Gene Ontology annotation, molecular function: ATP binding; protein serine/threonine kinase activator activity; protein kinase activity. The record is from RefSeq and is a predicted model, not a curated record. Gene Ontology annotation, biological process: protein phosphorylation. Lineage: Eukaryota; Metazoa; Chordata; Aves; Galliformes; Phasianidae.